GGGAGAGCGACCACAGGGGCUAGAGCCUGGAGAGUCACUUUCCGGCUACUCUCCAAGAGGGCAGAAGAGAAAGCUCCCCAGCCCCCUUCCCACUCGGCCAGCCCCUCCACCCGGGCCCAGGGGCCGCAGGCGCCGGACAGGCGCUCUCAGCCUCAGCUUGUGCAGAUGCAGGGCAGGGAUGGAGGGGCCAGGCCCUGGCAGCGGGUGGGCUCUGCUUGUUUGUUUCUGGCCCUUUCUUUCCUUCUGUCUCCGCCCCCGCCUCCCCCACCCCCUUCUCUGGGGUCCCUCCCUGUCCCUGCCCCGGCGCUGCUGGAACCCCGCCCUGACCACCGAGACGCCGACGAGGCAAGAGCGCCGCCGCCCCGCCCCUCGCCGUACGACUGGAGGGGCGACCAUAGAGAGGAGGCCGUGCGUGCCAGAGAGGCGUGUCACGCGCGACGUGCCCGCCCAUUGCGUCGCGACGUCAGGCGCGCCGGCCUCUCCGCUGGCCUUCCCAGCGUGCUUCGCGGCUCGUCGGUCUUUCCUGGUUGGGCCGGUGUUCGGGAGGGCGCCAGCAUGGGAGUCGACAUCCGCCACAACAAGGACCGGAAAGUCCGGCGCAAGGAACCCAAGAGUCAGGACAUCUACCUGCGGCUGUUGGUGAAGCUGUAUCGCUUCCUGGCCCGCAGAACCAACUCCACUUUCAACAAGGUCGUCCUGAAGAGGCUGUUUAUGAGCCGCACUAACCGGCCCCCCCUGUCCCUCUCCCGCAUGAUCCGCAAGAUGAAGCUGCCGGGCAGGGAAAACAAGACAGCCGUGGUGGUGGGGACCGUGACCGAUGAUGUCAGGAUCCAGGAUGUCCCCAAGCUGAAGGUGUGUGCCCUCCGUGUUACCAGCAAUGCUCGCAGCCGCAUCCUCAAGGCUGGUGGGAAGAUCCUCACCUUUGACCAGCUGGCCAUGAGCUCCCCCAAGGGCCGCGGCACGGUCCUGCUGUCUGGUCCCCGGAAGGGCCGCGAGGUGUACAGGCAUUUCGGGAAGGCUCCUGGCACUCCCCACAGCCACACCAAACCCUACGUCCGAUCCAAGGGCCGGAAGUUCGAGCGUGCCAGGGGUCGCCGUGCCAGCCGAGGCUACAAAAACUAGCUCCCUUAAUCCUUGUUAUAUUAAAGAUUUUUGGACCACA
Molecule: messenger RNA, 1162 nt
Organism: Sarcophilus harrisii (Tasmanian devil)
Lineage: Eukaryota; Metazoa; Chordata; Mammalia; Dasyuromorphia; Dasyuridae
Gene: RPL18
Product: ribosomal protein L18
Exons: 7
Coding region: 166-1122 (318 amino acids)
Biological process (GO): translation
Cellular component (GO): ribosome; cytosolic large ribosomal subunit
Molecular function (GO): structural constituent of ribosome; RNA binding
Source: RefSeq, a predicted model, not a curated record